UCCUAUAAAAACCCUCCUCUCCAUCUUCGUUUUCAUAACCUAAUCUUCUCCCAAUUCUCUUCUCCCAUUCCUUCAGCUUUUGUCAAGAUGCAGAUCUUUGUGAAAACCCUCACCGGUAAGACCAUCACCCUUGAGGUGGAGAGCUCCGACACAAUCGACAACGUUAAGGCCAAGAUCCAGGACAAGGAAGGCAUUCCCCCGGAUCAGCAGAGGCUUAUCUUUGCCGGCAAGCAGCUCGAGGACGGCCGCACCCUUGCUGAUUACAACAUCCAAAAGGAGUCCACCCUUCACUUGGUCCUCCGUCUCCGUGGCGGUAUGCAGAUCUUUGUCAAGACCCUCACGGGAAAGACCAUCACCCUCGAGGUCGAGAGCUCUGAUACCAUCGACAAUGUUAAGGCCAAGAUCCAGGACAAGGAGGGCAUUCCCCCGGACCAGCAGAGGUUGAUCUUUGCCGGCAAGCAGCUUGAAGAUGGCCGCACCCUUGCCGACUACAACAUUCAGAAGGAGUCCACCCUCCACUUGGUCCUGCGUCUCCGUGGUGGUAUGCAGAUCUUUGUUAAGACCCUGACGGGCAAGACCAUCACCCUUGAGGUCGAGAGCUCUGACACCAUUGAUAACGUUAAGGCCAAGAUCCAGGACAAGGAGGGUAUUCCCCCGGACCAGCAAAGGCUCAUCUUUGCUGGCAAGCAGCUUGAGGACGGCCGGACCCUUGCGGACUACAACAUCCAGAAGGAGUCCACCCUCCAUUUGGUCCUUAGGCUCCGUGGUGGUAUGCAGAUCUUUGUCAAGACCCUUACCGGAAAAACUAUCACUUUGGAGGUUGAGAGCUCAGACACCAUUGACAAUGUCAAGGCUAAGAUCCAGGACAAGGAAGGCAUUCCCCCAGACCAGCAGAGGCUUAUUUUCGCAGGCAAGCAGCUUGAGGAUGGGCGCACCCUUGCGGACUACAACAUUCAAAAGGAGUCCACCCUUCACUUGGUCCUCCGUCUCCGUGGUGGUAUGCAGAUCUUUGUCAAGACCUUGACAGGAAAGACCAUCACCCUCGAGGUGGAGAGCUCGGACACCAUUGACAAUGUCAAGGCCAAGAUCCAGGACAAGGAAGGUAUUCCCCCGGACCAGCAGAGGCUUAUUUUUGCUGGCAAGCAGCUUGAGGAUGGCCGCACCCUUGCGGACUAUAACAUCCAGAAGGAGUCAACCUUGCACUUGGUCCUCAGGCUACGUGGUGGUAUGCAAAUAUUCGUCAAGACCCUUACUGGGAAGACCAUUACUUUGGAGGUGGAGAGCUCGGACACCAUUGACAACGUCAAGGCUAAGAUCCAGGACAAGGAGGGCAUUCCCCCGGACCAGCAGAGGUUGAUCUUUGCCGGGAAGCAACUUGAGGACGGUCGUACCUUGGCUGAUUACAACAUUCAGAAGGAGUCAACCCUGCACUUGGUGCUGAGGCUGAGAGGAGGAAUGCAGAUUUUCGUGAAGACCCUGACUGGGAAGACCAUCACCUUGGAGGUGGAGAGCUCUGACACAAUUGACAAUGUGAAGGCCAAGAUUCAGGAUAAGGAGGGCAUCCCACCGGACCAGCAGAGGUUGAUCUUUGCUGGAAAGCAGUUGGAGGAUGGAAGGACCCUGGCUGAUUACAACAUACAGAAGGAGUCUACCCUUCACCUUGUCCUCCGUCUCCGUGGUGGCUUCUAAAUGUUGUCAAAUUUGCUAUCUGGUGGUUUGGUUGGUGUGGUCGAUUAUUUAGUCUGUUGGUGCCUUGUCUACUUUUAUCUGCCGUUGUGAACUGAUGUUGAUGUUCCUUUAAUACUCUCUUUUCACCUGUUGAACAAUGAAGUGGAGUUUCCCCCAUUUUACUUGAAUAAAUUUGUGUUUCAGAA
Molecule: messenger RNA, 1874 nt
Organism: Salvia splendens (bonfire salvia)
Lineage: Eukaryota; Viridiplantae; Streptophyta; Magnoliopsida; Lamiales; Lamiaceae
Product: polyubiquitin-like
Exons: 2
Coding region: 88-1689 (533 amino acids)
Molecular function (GO): protein binding
Source: RefSeq, a predicted model, not a curated record